This is a messenger RNA of Suillus fuscotomentosus, 567 nucleotides long. RefSeq lists its product as uncharacterized. The transcript is spliced from 7 exons. NCBI's taxonomy places the organism in Eukaryota, Fungi, Basidiomycota, Agaricomycetes, Boletales, Suillaceae. The record is from RefSeq and is a predicted model, not a curated record. Bases 1 to 567 code for a protein of 188 amino acids.
AUGUCUACAGACGUCGUGUCGAUCUCUUACCAAACACUUGUAUCUUCACCCUCGUCCCUAGAGACAUCUAUUGAGGAGGCGUUUGGAUCGCAUCCUCAGGCUCUCGGGCUUAUACUUGUGAAAGAUCUUCCGCCUGUAUACCCUGUCUACAGAGAAAGAUUGCUCAAGCUUGCAUACAAAUUCGCUCAUCUGGACGAGGACGUAAGAGAGAGAUAUGUGGACCCUGGGAGUAUAUACAGCUACGGAUGGUCGCACGGCAAAGAAAUCAUGAAUGGACGACCAGAUACGCUGAAAGGAUCAUACUACGCUAACCCAGUAGUAGAUGUUCCCGACGUCAACCCCGCUGUAAAAGCUGCGUAUCCACCAAUCUACGGCGAUAACGUUUGGCCCGACAAGAACCAAAGCGGUAUAGAAGGUUUUGAAGAAGCCUUCAAGGAUCUGGGAGGGUUCGUUUUCGAUGUUGGGUGUCAACUUGCGGGCGCCUGCCAGCCCUUUGUCUCCAAAUAUUUGACAGACGUGUCUUUAUCCGUUCCAGAACUCAUCAGCACACAAACCGCUAAGAGCUAG